Acanthosepion pharaonis is the source of this 1020-nucleotide messenger RNA. The record is from the annotation of a GenBank genome assembly. Lineage: Eukaryota; Metazoa; Mollusca; Cephalopoda; Sepiida; Sepiidae.
AUGACUUCCAGAGGAAUACGGCCUGGAUUUUCUGCAAUGUUGGUAUCCCAAUUUGGUAAUGUUCAAGGGCGACUGUUAUGGACAGCAGGUAUGUCUACAUCUAUGAGCACAGUUGUUGUCUAUGACACUGUGAAAAGACAUGCAGUAUUAACAGUUCAGGUUGGAAUUCCUAAUAGUUUUGUAUCCUUAAGCUACACACACAAAUUUCAAAAUGACGAUGAUUCAAAAUUACGAGGUGCUAUACGAGUUGGUGUGUUCAGUACAAUUCUAGAAUGUGCAGUUGAAAAAAAAAUUACUGAAUACAGUACAUUGGGAGCAACCAUGUUGAUUGGAGUGCCUACGGGUGUCACACUCCGGAUAAAGUUAAGUCGAGGCCGACAAACCUUCCUUUUUCCCAUCCAUCUUUCUGAUCAUGUAUCGCCAAGUGCCAUUUUUUAUGGAACCGCUGUCCCUUUAAUGCUAUAUCAUGCUGUGAAAAUUCUUGUUAUUCAGCCAUACUUACAGGAUCAGAAAAAAAAAGAAAUUGAAAAGAAGCAAGAAGAACACAGUGAUAUGCUGUAUAAGAAGAAAAUGGAAGCAGAUGCUGCUGUUCACUUGAUGCAAGAAACAGUCCAGAGAAUUGUUGAAGAGGAAACUGAAAAGAAUGGUUUGAUUAUAGUGAAAGCUUUAUAUGGGAAACUUGAUGAUAAAUUAGAAAAUGGGUUUGUGGAGGGCAAAUACAUUGAUAUUGCUGUCCCACUUCAGUGCCUUGUCAAAAAUUCAUCACUGUUGAUACCAGAAAAGAACAGUAAAACUGGACUUUUAGGAUUUUAUGAUCCUUGUUUGGGAGAAGAAAAAAGUUUAUACAUUCGUUAUAAAUUUAGGGGUAAACUGCAUCAUGUAACUCUAGGAGAUUUUGAGCCACUCAAAAUACCCAUGAAAAAGCAUUUAAUCAAGGAUAAUGAUUCGAAUGGAACGGAGGGGGUCAUCUAUCUAUCUAUCUAUCUAUCUAUCUAUCUAUCUAUUAUACAUUCAUCAUAA